AUGCCAGAGCCUCGUCGGACUCGAAUUCGAUCAGUCCGAUCAAAACCCUCGAAAGAAGCCAGAACAGAGUUUGUAAUCCAGCGGCGACACCGUGAGAUCGUCUGCAACCAUGUACUGGACCUUUUCCUUCGCGACCAAUUCGGUGAACUGCACUACCUCGUUCAUAUCCCCACGACAGUAAACACAGCUAGUACAUUUGUCGAGCCCGCACUUCACGUGCCUGCGAUUGUCCUUGCAGCUGUAGAGCUGUCUGCUAAAAUUUUGGCUGGGAAUCAGCUGCGCAAAAUGGGGACGUAG
Messenger RNA from Linum trigynum, 297 nucleotides. The record is from the annotation of a GenBank genome assembly. NCBI's taxonomy places the organism in Eukaryota, Viridiplantae, Streptophyta, Magnoliopsida, Malpighiales, Linaceae.